Molecule: messenger RNA, 1365 nt
Organism: Pterocles gutturalis (yellow-throated sandgrouse)
Lineage: Eukaryota; Metazoa; Chordata; Aves; Pterocliformes; Pteroclidae
Product: exonuclease mut-7 homolog
Exons: 9
Biological process (GO): nucleobase-containing compound metabolic process
Molecular function (GO): 3'-5' exonuclease activity; nucleic acid binding
Source: RefSeq, a predicted model, not a curated record
AGCACAGUUGGAGAGAAUCGAUGUCUUCAAGGGCACCUGAUACAGCUGCUGAUCCGUUACUGUGAUGUGGACGCGGCGGCGAGAUGGGCGCAACGCUACAGUUUGCCCAAGGAGAUGCUACCUUGUGAAGUGGCUGAUGAGCUUCAAAAGCUUCGGAUCCAGGAGAGGGUAGAAGAGGCUGCAAAAGCGGAUAAUUAUGAAGAGAGUAAGAAGAAGGACUAUUACCAGCUUCCUAUUCCACGGGCAAAUAUUCACUUCCUGCAGACGUGGGAAGAGGCACUGCAGUGCUGGGAAAGGGUGCUGCGGCCUGGGCAGGUUGUUGGCAUUGACAUGGAGUGGAGGCCUUCAUUCGGCAUGGUUGGGAAGCCUCGUGUCGCACUCCUUCAGAUCGCUCUGAAGGAUGAGGUGUUCCUGCUUGACUUGCCACGGCUCCUCAAGGAAGAUGAGGCGGAGAGGGAGAAGGAGAAGCUUCCCCGUUUCAUCCAGAGGCUCUAUGCAGAUGCAGCCAUCACUAAACUAGGUUAUGGGAUGUCUGGAGACCUUAGCAGCCUUGCGGCCACAUGUUCUGCUUUGAAAGACAUGGAUAAGCAAGCGCAAGGUGUGGUGGACCUGCUCACAGUAGACAAACAACUGCAGAAGAGCUCCGUUGACUGGAAGAAGGGUGGCCGGGAGGUCGAUGUACUGUCCUCGGAGCAGAGCUACAAGGAGAGAGGGUUCAGGCAGCCGGAGAAAGGGCUCAGCCUCUUGGUGCAACAUGUGCUGGGAAAACCUCUAGAUAAAACAGAGCAGCUGUCCAACUGGGAGAAACGGCCGCUCCGGGAGGAACAGAUCCUCUAUGCAGCUUCAGAUGCAUACUGUUUGCUGGAGAUCUACGAGAAACUCUGCAAGGAUCCAGCGAGCUUUGGUCUGAGUUCAGACCUGACUGAGAGUCUGGUGGGAAAACCAAGCGUAAAACCCAGGGCAAAGAAGCAGCCGAACAAAGGAGAAGUACCAUCCCCUCCUGGACAGCAAUGCAGGGGAUCUGACAAGGAGACCUCGUGUGUCCCCACUCCCAUCUCGCCAAAGGAGUUCAGCGUGGUCUGCGACAACAUGCUGCAGGGCCUCGGGCGCUACCUUCGCUGCCUUGGUGUGGAUGUCCGCAUGCUGGAGAACGAGGAUGACCAUAGGAAAGCUGCUGAGAUUGCCCGACAGGAAGGAAGAGUCAUUUUAACCUCUGGACUCCCAUAUCAGACUCUGCAGUCCCAGGUAGCAGAAGGAAGGUGUUUCUCUGUGAACUGCUCAGAAAAGGCAAAAGAACAGGCCCUGCAGGUUCUGAAGCACUUCAACGUUCAAGUGUCCCUGGCAGAUAUCUUCAGCCGCUGCCAG